ACCCCCCCAUCCAAGUCUGUGGCGCUUCUGAGUCUUGGACUGGUCUCUUUUAAAGAGAGGGGCAGCUCGGUGUGAGAUCCAAGUGAGGGAAAGGGGCGCACUGUUUGGGACUGGUUCAACGCUCUGACUCACCAUGCGGGAUCUGGCCAUCGAGAUCGGGGUCCGAGUACUCCUCUUUGGGGUCUUUGUAUUUACAGAGUUUUUGGACCCAUUCCAGAGAGUCAUUCAGCCAGAAGAGAUCUGGCUUUAUAAAAAUCCAUUGGUGCAAUCAGACAAUAUACCAACACGCCUCAUGUUUGCAAUCUCUUUUCUCACACCCCUGGCAGUCAUUUUUGUGGUGAAAAUCAUCCGGCGAACUGACAAGACUGAAAUUAAAGAGGCCUUUUUAGCGGUUUCCUUGGCUCUAGCUCUGAAUGGAGUCUGCACAAAUACUAUUAAAUUAAUAGUUGGAAGACCUCGUCCCGAUUUCUUUUACCGCUGCUUUCCAGAUGGAGUAAUGAACUCUGAAAUGCACUGCACAGGUGACCCUGAUCUGGUGUCUGAGGGCCGAAAGAGCUUUCCCAGCAUCCACUCUUCCUUUGCAUUUUCAGGCCUGGGCUUUACAACCUUCUACUUAGCUGGGAAGUUGCACUGUUUCACAGAGAAUGGGCGUGGGAAAAGCUGGCGACUCUGUGCAGCGAUCCUGCCUUUGUACUGUGCCAUGAUGAUCGCCCUGUCGCGCAUGUGUGAUUAUAAGCAUCACUGGCAAGAUUCCUUCGUGGGUGGAGUAAUUGGCCUCAUUUUUGCUUAUGUUUGCUACAGACAGCACUACCCUCCUUUGGCUAACACAGCUUGUCAUAAACCUUAUGUCAGUCUUCGAAUUCCAAGCUCCCUGAAGAAAGAAGAGAGGCCUACUGCAGAAAAUGCUUCUGGGAUGCCACUGGAGGGGAUAACAGAAGGACCAGUAUGACGGGUGCACAAGUACAUUGAGACAGUUUAGCCCGCGUCACAUUCUCUAUCUUUCCCCCCUUAUAACAUCAUAGAAAAGAUUUCUUAUAAUAUGUUUUUCACCUGUUGUUUUCUAAAGUUAUCCUUUGAAUGAUCUCCUUCUUGCUUCCAUUUGGCAUUUGGAGUCUGCGCUGUUUGUUUGAGAUAUCUAUUUUCAAUUUAAUUGAGUUGGCAAACAAAAACAAAAACAAAAAGAAAGUUUGUUUUUUUUUAAAGGGAGGAAAAAGCAAGCAAACAAACAAAAACCUAGUACAGGUGUUAAAGAAAGCAUCCAAGUACGACUGUGCUGUCAGCUGCACUUGGCCAACUCCUUUCUUUAAAUGUAAUGGCAACAUUUCUUGUGUUUUCAUGCUUGUAAAACAAUAAAAUCUCCACCAGAAAUAUCCUGUAUGGCAGCACUCUUCUGAGCUAAUAAGGACAACUUUGUACUUUAGAAAGACCUGGAUAGUCCACCUCUGGCACGAGACCCACUUUAUCCUUCAGUAGUCGGAUGUCUAUUCUACCACAUGAAACCUUGGAAGGUUUCUGAGUCAUCAGAUUGUGACAGAGUCUGUUUCUCAGACGGACUAGAAAAUCUUUGCUUUGGUCUCAGCAUUUUCAGGGCUCUGUGAGCCAUUAACUUCAGAAGAAAGUGGUAUGGUGUAACUUCAAGAGUAGAUCACCAGCUGUAAUUAAAAAAAAAAGUAUGGACUAAUGAGGGGGAGGGGGAACCUCUGUUUUCUAGGGCUGCCAGUUUUUCAGAAUCCUGCACCCAAUAAUCUGGUACCUGAAAUGUCUUAUUUACUAGGUCAAGAUGCCAGUAACUGAUGUCACAGCUCCCUAUAACCCUUUUCAGGAACUGCUGAUUUGUGCAACCAUGCCGAACACAGUAGUAUGAUUCCUUCUUGUCCAUUUUACUGAAUAAAAACAGAGCCUUAAGGGAAAACUGAGCCAGGAGCUCAAGGUCACCAAAUAAGAAUGAGGCAGGUUUGGUAUCACCAUAGCCUGCCUUUGAGUUCUGAGUUCUCUGUAAUACUCUAUGCCUUCCCAGAUAUAAGGGACCCCCGACAGGACAACUAGUUUGUGUUUCCUAUUCAGUGGGGGUGUUUCAGAAUGGUAAUAAGUCAAGCAACAGCCUAAGUGAAGCAUUUGGAUUCCUCCAUUUCCCUUUUUUCACUUUUCAGCAUUGUCUAGGCACAGCAGACCAUGUAUAUACUUGAUAAUAGAGCAGAAUGCUAAUCCUUAACCAUUUUUUAAAGAGAUACUAUUCCACUCAGCUAAGUACAUUUUGGGGCAUACUUUGUGGCUCCUAUAACCAUGAAAUGUCAGUGAAACCAUUAAUGUCCAAAAGAAUGUCACUUUCCAGUAGUUGGCUAAACAAGCUAUGUUUUCAAAAGACCUAAGCAGAUUUAUAAAUUGAUCCUUGACAGUGGGACAAGAUACUGUCUCAAUCAGCUGGCUGGAGGGCUCAAGAAGGAUUUGCUCUCCACUGCCUGCUCUGGCCUUUAAACUAACUAGAAUGCAUUGGCUGAACAAGCCAUGUUAGGUGGAAACUGUGCUGCUAAAUUGUGGCCUUCUUCAUAUGCAUCACAUCUGUAGCCAUGUGGUGAGAUGAGAAUUCCUCUCAGAAUGAGACUCCUUGUAAUUAACUGACUUUGGUCUGAAAUCAAUCGAGUCAAUUCUUCAAAAUAUUUUCUCCAUCACAAUAGAAAAGAAUUUUAGAAACCAAAAGAAAGCAAUACUCAGAGCAAUUUAUUUAGGACAAAUAUCUUGAAAACCACAAGACUGAAUAACUACAUUCUGAUGCAACAAGAAACAGGUUGGUGUCCUGGUUAGAGUGGGCUUUGGCAUCAGGAAGACCUGGAUUCAGAUCCUGCUGGUGACACAUUCUAGCUAAGGAACUAUGGGAAAGUUAUUUAACCUCUCAGUGCUCCUAAGUGACUCUGUAAGACUAUAAAUGAUAGGUGAGUUGCUGAUAUGCAUUGGUGGAGGGAGUUUUCACAGAGGAUGAUGAAAUCCUUCCCUCUUCCUCUCAGAAAUUUUUAAAAAUUACGUUCAAGUUUUAUGAAGCAAAGGAUAUUUGAUUUGAUUUUUCAAUUGUAUGUGGCCAGCAGAAAUUAAUCUGGGAUUUUGGAUCAAGGACCAUGAGGGCUGAGGUCUAGUGAACAAUGCCCCCUUACUUAGCAGGGACGUGAAAGAUUUAUAAUGCAAUUAAAGAGUGAAGGUACAUGCAGCCUACUUAUAUUUUGGAUGAAUGGUCAAAAAGGAUUUGAAAGCCAGCAAAGAAUCAAGACUUUUAAUGGACAUCAUUAAAUGGAAAGUCUUCAAAAAGGCCAUGUUAGAGUUUGAUUAAAGAGCAAUUAAAGUUCCAAUGAGCAUAAUAACAGGGAACUUCAAGAAGGAUCAUUAGGAGCAAUCAUUACCAGCCCAAGCCAGCAUAGAAAAGGCAAAUUUGUGGCUCUAUGUAUUUUAAUUUCAUGCUCUAUUAAUGCGAAGGAAGUGUAAUGCUGUGUGCACCAAUA
Molecule: messenger RNA, 3488 nt
Organism: Phascolarctos cinereus (koala)
Lineage: Eukaryota; Metazoa; Chordata; Mammalia; Diprotodontia; Phascolarctidae
Gene: PLPP4
Product: phospholipid phosphatase 4
Biological process (GO): phospholipid metabolic process; phospholipid dephosphorylation
Cellular component (GO): membrane
Molecular function (GO): phosphatidate phosphatase activity
Source: RefSeq, a predicted model, not a curated record